AUGACAACUACACACGACGCCAAGGACGGUGCCGUCCACAUCGAGCGCCAGCCAGACCACAUCCAGUCCGACAUGUACGAGAAGCCAGAGGUCGAGGCCCCGGUGGCCGAGUACGUUGAGGGCUCCAUUGAGGAGAAGCGCCUCGUUCGCAAGAUCGACAUCCACCUCCUCCCCAUGCUGUGGAUCAUGUAUGUCCUCAACUACCUCGACCGCACCAAUAUCGGUAACGCCAAGGUCGGCGCCGACCAUGGCGGCUUCGAGGGAGACUGGAAUCUCUCGUCGGCCGACUAUUCGCUCAUCCUGUCCAUCUUCUUCGUCGGCUACCUCCUCUGGGAAGUGCCGUCCAAUAUGAUGCUCGCGCGCUCCAAGCCGUCCAUCUUCCUCCCGACCAUCAUGUUCAUCUGGGGCGCCAUGUCGAUCGGUGCCAAGGGCAUGCACAGCCUCGGCGGCAUGGUUGCGUUCCGCUUUGUUCUCGGUCUUGUCGAGGCUGGUUUCUUCCCCGGUGUCAUGCUCCUCAUGUCGUGCUGGUACAAGCCUCACGAGCUGUCGAAGCGUAUCGCCCUGUUCUACACUGCCUCUCUCGUUGCCGGUGCCUUUGGCGGCCUUCUCUCCUUUGGUAUCAUGGACGGACUCGAGGGCAAGGGCAACACCCGUGGUUGGCAAUGGCUCUUCAUCAUUGAGGGUCUGAUCACCGUCGUCGUUGCGUGUGCCGCCUUCUUCGUUCUCCCCAACUACCCGACCACGACCAAGUGGCUCAGCGAGGACGAGAAGCGCCUCGCCACUGCCCGCCUCCUCGCCGUCCAGCGCGAAGGUGCGGAGGAGGAGCCGCACAUGGGUCACUGGAUGGCAUUCAAGCUCGCGUGCAAGGACCCCAAGACCUGGGUAUUUGUCCUCAUCUACAACCUCUUCAACAUGGUCGGAACAAUCUCGUACUUUUUCCCCACUCUCCUCGGCUCCAUGGGCUACAAGGGUAACAUGCGCCAGCUCAUGACUGUUCCCAUCUACGUCGUCGCCCUCAUCAUCUCGGUCACUCUUGGUUUUGUGGCCGACAAGACUCGCCAGAAAGCCUACGUCGUUGCCGGCGGCGCAACCCUGGCUACCAUCUCGUUCAUCAUCGUCGCUGCCGUCCCCAACAACCAGGUCAAGUACGCUUUCCUCUGCUUUGGUGGCGGUGGUGUUUGGACUUGCGUCCCCGUCUUCCUCUCGUGGAUGGUCACCAUGUUUGAUGGCCGUGAGAAGCGCGCCGUCUGCAUCGCCCUCAUCAACGGCUUUGGCAACACUGCGUCGAUCUAUGGCUCAUUCUUCUGGCCAAAGCACACCGCUCCCAAGUACAUUAUGGGAUUCAGCCUCACCACGGCGUUCUCGGGUGUCGCCCUCAUCACCGUGCUCGCCGCCAAGUACUUCUUCGGUGACAAGGGUGUUGCGCGCACCUCGUAA
Molecule: messenger RNA, 1437 nt
Organism: Cutaneotrichosporon cavernicola
Lineage: Eukaryota; Fungi; Basidiomycota; Tremellomycetes; Trichosporonales; Trichosporonaceae
Exons: 3
Coding region: 1-1437 (478 amino acids)
Biological process (GO): transmembrane transport
Cellular component (GO): membrane
Molecular function (GO): transmembrane transporter activity
Source: RefSeq, a predicted model, not a curated record